Penicillium subrubescens is the source of this 1086-nucleotide messenger RNA. RefSeq names its product sterol homeostasis protein ARV1. Gene Ontology annotation, biological process: regulation of plasma membrane sterol distribution; intracellular sterol transport; sphingolipid metabolic process. The record is from RefSeq and is a predicted model, not a curated record. Gene Ontology annotation, cellular component: Golgi apparatus; cortical endoplasmic reticulum. NCBI's taxonomy places the organism in Eukaryota, Fungi, Ascomycota, Eurotiomycetes, Eurotiales, Aspergillaceae. Bases 1 to 1086 code for a protein of 361 amino acids. The transcript has 3 exons.
AUGCCCAUCUGCAUCGAAUGCUCAUACCCGGUCUCGCACCUGUACAGCGCCUACAGUCGUGCCGAUGACCGCUCCCAAGGCAAAGGCGUUCGACUGACACAGUGUCCGCGCUGCCAGCGUUUCGCCGACAAAUAUGUCGAGUACGACUUUGUCGUGAUCUUUAUCGACCUCGUGCUUAUCAAGCCGCAGGUAUACCGACAUCUCCUGUUCAAUCGGCUUGGGCGCGAUGAUAAUCGGUUUGAUCGAUCAAUCGUUCGCCUCGGGAUCCUGCUCCUCCUCUUCGACGUCUACCUAACCUGGGCGCGUCUCGAGAAAGACCCCUCCCUUGCAACGACAUUUAUCGCGCGCGCCCCAAUCGUCGUCCAAUACCUCUUCUUCCUAACCCUCAACGCCGCCGCAACACUCGCGCACCAUCUCACAGUCCGCCUCCUAGCAUCAAUGCUCGUCCCACAAUCCCACCGCUACGGCGCACCAGAAACAUCCACCAACCAACCCGCAACAACAGCCACCACUGGCGAUACAACCCCUUUCCCCUCCGGCCCUCCAACACCAACAAUCCGACCCUCACCACCCUCACAAGCAAACCACGCCGCACAGCAAUUAUUCUCCCUCGGUCUCCCAGCUGCAAAACUCACGCCAAAUCCCCUCUUCCCCAACGACACAACCUCCCCACCAGACCCCUCGAUGACCACACAAUCCCAACAAGCACUCCCACCACAAGGACCCCCUCCCCCCCUCCCGCCGCACAUCCACAGCCCCAAUCCAAAACAUCCAACCCCUCCCCCCACCAACAGCCGCAAGUCCAACAGCAAUCAGCACCGCCCUGCUAGUAAGCAGCUGCGCAAAGCUCUUCCCCAUUCUCCUCGUAAUCUGGGGCGCCGACGGCAGCGGCAGCGGGAGCGGAAUCACCAGCAUAACCGCAUCAGAGAGUACAUUCCGCAAAGACAUCGGCGCCUCGAAAGCCGCACUAUCCUCAUCCGCUCGAGACGCCGCGUCCUCGCCGGCGCUGUUAGAGUCAUAUCUCGCUGCGGCGGAGGUCUCAUUGCGGCCGUAUUUGCCGACGCAGUAUGUGUCGGGGUUAUUUGA